GUAGCUCUUUCUCCCGCCCAUGGUCUGCCUUGUGGAUUUAGAGUGUAAGCUCUUCAGAGCCGGAAUUAUCUCUUACCCUGUGUUUGUAAAAUGCCCAGGCACUGUGGCCUUGAUUUCAGUUGGGGUCUUUAUGCACCCUGGGUGCCUUGACCAAGCACCAUUAAUGAGUGUCCUUCAUUACAGCUGUGCUCCCUUCAGUUGGUGGUUGACAUUUCUGUUCUCUCUCUCUCUGUUGCUAGUUUUCUUUAAGCUUUUUGGAAAGUUUUACCAGAGAUUUCAUUGCAGAAGUAUUAAUGACCCCUGUGACAAUGGCAGAAAGUGGUGGGCAGGAAAAGGCAAGAUGGAUCACAACAGUUAUCAUGAGUUCAGCUCUCCAGAGUCAUGAAAUUUCAGAAUCUCUACAGAGUCAACACCACAGAGUUCGAUAUUCAGAUUCGGUGGAAAAUGGAUCCAUGAUUUUUUCUCUUUCUGGCAUUGCAUUUCUAUUGGCAGACACACAAGACUUAUUUAAGACAGGAGGAGAACUGUUUUUAGGCAGAACUGAGAAGUUCAUAAAUAUUCAUCGGAACAGUUUUUUGCUUUUGUCAGCUGCCUUGCAUGGACCAAAAGAAUGGGAUUUAAUGUUCAGAAUUCAGAAAAGAUUCCUGGGCAGUAAUUUACGUGUAAUUCCAGUUCAUAACACUGCUGAAACAGUUAAACUCAUGCUAACUAUAGCAAAGAUCACCUGCAAACCACACAUAGACACCAUUCGGUACAGAAUGCUAAUGGCAAAAGCCCAGAUCAUAGACCAGAGUCCAGUUUGGAAAAUGCUUCACAAGAUCCAGUUGGAUUGUAACUAACUUAGUACCAAUUAGAUUUAUUCAAAACUUCUGGAGUUACAUUUCUAAACAAAAUACAAAUGCUUUUCUUAUCUGUUCAAAAAAAUACAGCAACUGUACAAAAAAUAGUUUAAAAAUAUUUGUGUAUAUAAUUAAUGCAUUAAAUAAAAUUUACAUAACAUUUAUUGUGAUACUCAAUGCUAUAUAGUGUGAGUUAUACCAAAUUUGCUAACUUGGAGAAAAGUUAAGGGAUUUUUUUAAACUCUAUAUAUGUUUUGUUUUUACAAUUUGGGCAAUUUAAAUAAAACAUUAAAAAACAAGUGCCUUACCUUCAGCUUGAUUGCAAAGUGAUGUUAUUUUCCAAAACAUUUAAACACCUCUUUGGGAGCUUCUUCAUAGUUAGGGAGGAUAAGAAUAAUCAAAAUGAUCCUAGAGUAGAUUCCCCCAAGUUCCAUAUAUUUUAGACCAUAUUAUGCAUUAACAACUU
Molecule: messenger RNA, 1305 nt
Organism: Chelonoidis abingdonii (Abingdon island giant tortoise)
Lineage: Eukaryota; Metazoa; Chordata; Testudines; Testudinidae
Gene: C7H1orf146
Product: chromosome 7 C1orf146 homolog
Biological process (GO): reciprocal meiotic recombination; synaptonemal complex assembly
Cellular component (GO): chromosome
Source: RefSeq, a predicted model, not a curated record